This is a messenger RNA of Didymella exigua CBS 183.55, 750 nucleotides long. RefSeq lists its product as uncharacterized. The coding region runs from base 1 to 750 and encodes 249 amino acids. The transcript has a single exon. The record is from RefSeq and is a predicted model, not a curated record. NCBI's taxonomy places the organism in Eukaryota, Fungi, Ascomycota, Dothideomycetes, Pleosporales, Didymellaceae.
AUGCGCGCACCCUCACACAUCGACUUCCGCACCGCCGUCAAGAUGAGCCAACAGACAGCUAUCAUAUCCGGCGUGCCCAAACUCAUGCCACUGCCCUCAUAUCAGAGUCAGAUCAUCGAUGAGUGCUAUUCGUACAUACCAAGCCCUGAGCCAGAGCUGAGAUACACGCCUGAUAUUGAGCAAGAUGGCUUCCCGUGCUCGAGGGGAGGGACACCGCAGACACCUAUCGAUACGUUUGGCUUCAAUGAUCCAUUUCCGUUUAUUGAAAAUCUGGAAUACCUGGACGGCCAGCCGUGGUCUGGAGAUGGCCUAGUACCUGUUGGUCUGGGAUUUGAGGAUAUGCAAAUGUUGAUGCCAGACGAUAGCUGGACAACACCAGAGCCUGGUCAGGUGGCGCAGGCGAACAUGUUCGCACAGAAUCCUGAGAUGCAAGACAGCUUCGACACUUCGCUCGAUACAUUGUCUGCUGACUGGUCUGUCUUCCGAAUGCCAACACAAGACGACAGUGUCCCUCCCUCGAAAGAUGUCAACACUGGCCUUGACUCUGGGAUUGUCAUGCAGGGCGAGUGGACUCAGCCGCCACCGCCACGGCAAGACACGUUCGUCGACAUGGGGAAUCUGAUCACAUCGGCGCCGUAUGUGCCGAAGAUGCAAGUAAUACCUGGCCACGCGCCGGUAUGGGAAGACGUGUUCAUGCCGAGUUCAACAUCUUACGGAUAUGGGGCGUCGGAGCAUUACCCUCGACUCUGA